Messenger RNA from Cylindrotheca closterium, 819 nucleotides. The record is from the annotation of a GenBank genome assembly. NCBI's taxonomy places the organism in Eukaryota, Bacillariophyta, Bacillariophyceae, Bacillariales, Bacillariaceae.
AUGGCAAUUCAAAACAACGAAACUGAGGUCACCGUCAUUGGCGUGGAUGCAUUAGAGAAACGUGGAAAGAGAAGACAAAACAGAAAUAUGCCAUCCUCGGAUGAUAGUGCAUGUAAUUCUGAUUCAUCCCUAUCUUCCUCUUCCACAAAGCCACGCCGUAGACGUCGACGCACUAGAAAAACGAAGGCAUCACCAAACCCAUCGUCGGCACCAGAACCACUUGUCGUGUCCCUUGACCAACAAAUAAAAUAUGUCGCAUUGGAUUGUGAAAUGGUCGGCUGUGGCUACCUUGGCAGACGGUCAUCUGUAGCACGCGUCACUCUGGUAGACUGGAACGGAAAUAUCAUUUUCGAUGAGUUUGUAAAGCAAUCGGUUCCUGUCACAGACUACCGUACAUUUGUUUCUGGGAUUACUGAAGCCGAUUUGGAGGCAGCCAAACUUACUUUUGACGAGUGCCGUGCCCAAAUGGAAUCACUCUUGGACGGAAAAAUUCUUGUGGGUCAUGCUUUGAAGAAUGAUCUCAAAGCUCUUAACCUCAAGCACCCAUGGCAGAUGACCCGCGAUACUGCAAAAUACGAACCAUUCAUGCAAACUAGAUUCGAUGACGGCGUUUUAUGGCCUCGCAAGCUAAAGGAAUUGGCCAAGCUCAAGCUUCAACGCGACAUUCAAAUUUACGGCCAACCACACAGUGCCUACGAGGAUGCCAUGGCAGCUUUCGAUUUGUACAAGAAGCACAUAAAGAAAUGGGAAAAGGUGAUGGAAUACAAAAUCAGCAAAACCAAACAAGUUGAGACUGACCAAGUUAUCGCGGCUGAAUAA